Molecule: messenger RNA, 3753 nt
Organism: Hyposmocoma kahamanoa
Lineage: Eukaryota; Metazoa; Arthropoda; Insecta; Lepidoptera; Cosmopterigidae
Gene: Pex3
Product: peroxisomal biogenesis factor 3
Exons: 2
Coding region: 442-1563 (373 amino acids)
Biological process (GO): protein import into peroxisome membrane
Cellular component (GO): peroxisomal membrane
Molecular function (GO): protein-macromolecule adaptor activity
Source: RefSeq, a predicted model, not a curated record
GACCCGAGUAACCACACUACAUCAUACUUCUUUAAGUGAUCUAUUUUCGGUUUCGCUUUUCGCUCGACGGUUUCACAAAAUUUUGAAGAUACUGUAGUAAAGUUUUUCAUGAACAUUAAGUUCUAAAUUAUCACAUUUAUAUAGCUUAUUAUGAACGAACAAGAACCUGCUGACCCGCAGUUACAAAAUUUCAUCUUGGCUGAAACACAGAAACAACGUUUUCAGGUGCUGGUUCACAGUCUCACCGACACUUGCUGGGACACAUGUAUGGGCCGACCAUCAAUCCGUCUCGACUCCAAGACUGAAGUCUGCAUCAUGAAUUGUGUGGAAAGGUUCAUUGAUGCCACAACUUUUAUUACUAAACGUCUUAUGAAUACCACCAGGUAUCGCUCUGACGCUCCCCUUGAAUUUCAGUGAGUACAUUAAUAUAAAAAAGACAAUAUGUUUUCUAACUUUAGAAACUAUUUAAACCGCCACAAGAAGAAGUUGCUUGUCACUGGUGCCGUAUUUGGGGGCCUUUAUUUGUUGACUAGUUAUGCCCAAAGAAAACUGCGGGAGUGGCAAGAAAAUGAGGCAAAGAAAUUCUUUGAAAUGACUCGUAAGAAACAACAUUUUGAAAGCACAGAGCGCACUUGCAAUCAGACAAUACUUUCUUUGUCCAAAAUAGUAUCAGAGAGCAUUCUGAAUUUGUUGAACACUGAAGAAAUUGUUCAGAAGCUACAAGAAAACCCAGAUAAUAAAUUGGCGCUAUGGGAACAAAUGAAAAUUAUGAUAUUUACCAGAAUAUGCGCUCUUGUAUAUGCGCUAUGCGUUUUGCAGGUGACGCUUCGAGUGCAGCUUAAUAUUAUUGGUGGUUAUCUCUACAGAGAUUCUGUACAUGAGACAGAGUCACUGAUAGACAGUGAACUACAAGCCAAAUAUUUGUCAUUAUGCCAUCAUUUUGUUGGGAAGGGAGUGGAGGAUUUGGUAAAACAAAUAGAAAAAGCUGUGAAAAGGGUUAUGGAUCCUGUUUCUCUUAAGAAAAAAAUUAAUUUGCGAGAAAUGGAACAAAUGUUUUGGUCAAUACAAACUGUUUUGUGUACUGACACUACUGAAGGUGAUCCAGUACAGAAAAUGGUGCAUUUUCUUGUGGGACACACAGAGUUAAAUGAUGCAAAGCUGGAUACCAUUGUUAAAGAAACAAUGGAUAUAUUGGAAAGUGACGAAGUGCAGUCCAUUACUAUGUCAUCAGUUAGCAGGAGUUUUUCUUCUGUAAUUGAUGAAAUUGCUAAUUUGUUUGCUACUAAAUCUGUGCCUGCAACUAAAAAUCAUUUGGAGAUUGAAGACAAUCAUGUAGUAACAAAUGGAGCUCUAAGACUAGAUGCACUUUCAAAUGCCUUUGUGGAUGUAAAUAAGGCAGAGAUGCACUUAGUGAAAUUAUUGCCGGUAAUACACGAACUUUUUACAAAAAACACUUGCAAGAACAACACUAACAUUCCAGACCUGUUAACACAGCAACUAACCCUGAAUGACAAGCUGAAGCUUCUUGGGGCAAACAUUUAUGAGGUAUUUAGUAGUACUUAGAUUAUUCAAGUUGACUAAUAUGUCAAUGUGGCUAAUAUUUUUCAUCACAACUACUGUAUGGGUUUUGGUUUAGUUUAAACUAGCUAGUAACUUUAGCUGUGUAGUAGGGCAUAACAAUUUAAGUAGUAUAUAAAAAUUUUAUGGGCUCAUUAUGACUCCUAUUCUUGUUACUUGUUUAGCUUCAUGUUUAUAGUGUUUUAAUUGCAGUGUUUGCACUGACGUGAAGAACCAUGCAAAUGUUACGCAUAUGAACCUGAAAUGCGUCCAGUGGUUUUUCCACUUGACAGGGAUAAGGCCCUAACUCACAAAUGUUCUAAUUUACUUCGAUGGACAACACUGUCUAUUUUUUGUCACGUCCACAAAUGUUGCUCUUUUCUUGUUAUCUUUUCACAUUGGUACAUAGUUUAACCUUGUUAACAAUAAUUUUAGUCGUACCAGUGUGGCUUAGAAAUUUAAGUAGAAUUUACAUUAUAAUCCGUAUCCAGAAAGACUAAAUAACCUCGAGUGAAAAAUGAUUGCUCAGGAGGUCGUUGUCGACACUUAAAAGAUUAUACAGCUGUAAUAGUCAUCAGAAGGAUGCAUCAUUAUACGUGAAACCCCCAGUACCCUACAGUGUUCAAAAAUCCUUUCUUUAUCUGGUCUAGACAUUCUGACUAAAACUUUUAAUUAAAACUCCCGAUUUUGUAUGGUUUUGACAUAUUUUAAAGUUCUUCAGCCUGUAAAAAUUGUAAACAGUUAAAUAAAACAUACUAAAUGGGUAAAUAACUAUCUAAAUAGUAUUUAGAUAGUUAUUUACUUCUACAAAUAGUUUAUGUAUGACAGUUGAAGGUAGUAUUAAAUAUGUUAUAUUGAUAUUAAAUAAUAAUAAUUAUUAUUUUCACCUAAAAUAAUAAUAAUUAUUAUUAUUUUAGGCGAAAAUGAACGCUAAUUUGUCAAGUGAUGUGGUUAUAAGGAAUAGUUAUUACGUGCAUUGGAUGUGGUUGGCUGUCCCAGAGUUAUAACGUUUUUAGCUCAUACGCUGAUUGCUGAAGGACUUUCUUGGGACUGUACUAGUUCUACGAUAAUUUUUUUCCUUUCAAGGCAACAUUGCUAGAACCAUUAUAAAUUUGCUUAUUAUAGCGAAGAGCCUUUUGUGGUCGGAUUGUACUUUAGUUGAAUAUGACCAAUAAAAAUUGUUAUUGAUUUAUACAUAUCGGAUCACGGUUUGGGAACUGCAUUGGCCCACGUCAUGGAAGACGGAUAUGAAAGUCCGAUGAUGAUGGGGUCGCGGACAUUACAACCUCAUGAAAGACGGUACGGGCAACUUGAUAAACAGGCAGUCGGAAUAAUGUUUCGAAGCAUCAUUAGUUUUUAGCCGAACGGAAGUUUUGCAUAAUCACCGACCAUAAACUUUUGGUUAGCUUACUUAACCCGGAGAAACCGAUUCCAAACCAAAUAUCGCUCAGAUUGUUAGGACUGUUUUACAACUUAUCGGGUACUAACAGUAUUGUCAAAUAUUAACCGGGCAAGUCGAUUGGAAAUUCGGAUGCUUUAAGCAGGUGGGCAGUGCCUGUUUAGAAGUAUUUUUGCUAGAAGAAAAACCGCUUGGAUUGUACCUGGUGUAAAAACGAUUUCUGAUGGAGCUAAGGAAGAUCGUGUACAACGAAAUGUGCUUUUUAACGUACUUGAUAGCUGGCCGCGCUCUAAUACGACUUGACUUUUACCCAAUAAAGAAUGUUUAUAGUGAGCUAACAGAGUAUAUUUAUGUUAUAUAUCAUACUUUCUAAAUAAUAUUUAUAUUAUUAUGCCUUCCUCGCUCCCGAACAUGGUACUCAAAUUAUUACAAGCUCUACAUGGAAGCAUCGUGCGAACGAAAGCAUAUCCGAGAGGAUACUUUUGAUGUGUAGGCAUGGAUAAGGAUAUCGAGAAGGUGAUGGCUGUAUGUGAAAACUGCCAGUCAGUGACGAAUGACCCAUUUAAGGAUCCACAAAUAUGGAUAAGUCGUGGAGGCGGGUGCACAUUGAUUUUGCUGACCCGUUUCAGGAAAAAUGUUUCUACUCCUAAUAGUUUAAUACAGCAGAUGGCUAGAAUGCACACGUAUUCCGCGCGGACCAACUCGUGCUCGUGCGCGUGUAUGGGCCAGGAAUGAAGUGGGUGAAGGGUUCUGUAGAGAAAGUGGAUGAACCCAAUACUUGUGUGGUGAUAACGGAA